GCGCAUUUUAUUCAGAUUUAUCAGACAAAAGAAUUAUUUGUUUCUCUUUGGACUAAGUUAUCGCGAUGAAGACUUUGAUUGCUGCCAUUUUAGUUUGCUUUGUUGUGUUGCAAAUUGAAUUAGGAAAAACAGAGGAAUAUGGAAAACCCAUCCCAUACAGUUUCGGAUAUUCCAUUGAUGACGUGCAUGGUAAACAGCAUAGGAUGGAGAAGGGUGACGGAUUGGGAAGAGUUGAAGGAAGUUAUGGAUUUGUAGAUGAGAGGGGUAUCCACAGGAUUGUCCAUUACGUAGCUGACCAUCUCGGUUUCAGGGCCAAGAUCGUCACUAAUGAGCCCGGAACAGCCAAUCAGAACCCCGCUGCCGUUCUCAUGGAGUCUUCACACUAAGCCAUUCACCACAUGAAAUAAGAAGAAACGAAAUGCCAAUGAUGAU
Parasteatoda tepidariorum (common house spider) is the source of this 432-nucleotide messenger RNA. RefSeq names its product cuticle protein 16.8-like. Gene Ontology annotation, molecular function: structural constituent of chitin-based larval cuticle. NCBI's taxonomy places the organism in Eukaryota, Metazoa, Arthropoda, Arachnida, Araneae, Theridiidae. The record is from RefSeq and is a predicted model, not a curated record. Gene Ontology annotation, cellular component: chitin-based extracellular matrix.